AUGGAGCUAUCACCACCUUUGUAUGUCGAGCACGCACAGGGCAAGGAACGCUGGACCGCCGUCGAAUGCGACUGCUCACACUGUGAUCGGGUCGGCGCUAUCAACGUGCAUCCUCAAACAAAAUACUUCACCGUUACCAGAGGGAAGGAGCAUAUAGUGGAGUAUCGGAGUGCAGGAAAGCAGAAUCCGCACUAUAACUGCGGCAAGUGCGGCUGCUUCCUGUACACGGACCUGGCGGAGACUAUGAAGAGAAUGGAAGGACCGGAAGCAGAGGCAAGACUGGCGGUCAAUGUGAGGAUGUUGAAAGACUUCGACCGGGAGAAGGUGGCGACUAAGACGAUCACAAUUAUGAAAAGCCUUCCGCCCAAAUACGAGGUAGAUUAG
Molecule: messenger RNA, 384 nt
Organism: Cyphellophora attinorum
Lineage: Eukaryota; Fungi; Ascomycota; Eurotiomycetes; Chaetothyriales; Cyphellophoraceae
Exons: 2
Coding region: 1-384 (127 amino acids)
Source: RefSeq, a predicted model, not a curated record